Messenger RNA from Xyrauchen texanus (razorback sucker), 2512 nucleotides. RefSeq lists its product as uncharacterized. Gene Ontology annotation, molecular function: DNA binding. Lineage: Eukaryota; Metazoa; Chordata; Actinopteri; Cypriniformes; Catostomidae. The coding region runs from base 1 to 615 and encodes 204 amino acids. Gene Ontology annotation, biological process: regulation of transcription by RNA polymerase II. The record is from RefSeq and is a predicted model, not a curated record. The transcript is spliced from 2 exons. Gene Ontology annotation, cellular component: transcription regulator complex; nucleus.
AUGCUAACAACAAUGGAGGAGAGGUUAAUAGCUGCUGUGUCCGAUUAUCCAGAGUUGUACAAUUCUACAAUAAAUUCAUAUAAAGACUCCACGAGAAAAGCCAAAGCGUGGAGAGCUGUGAGUUUACAAGUUGACAUACCAGAAGAGGACUGUCGCAGGAGAUGGAAGAGCUUACGGGACAUGUUCAUCAAAGAUAAACGAUCAGAGCAGCGCAGGCGAGUGUCAGGAACGUCGCACCGCAGCUGGAAGUACAGCUGGCAGAUGUCUUUCCUCACGCCGUUCAUCCAGUCCAGAUCGCUGGCCACAGACGAGCCCGAGGAAGACCGAGAUGAUGAAGACAAGGAGGAGGAGAGGACGGCGGACGGAAACUCUUCGUUUGUCGAGCAAGACUUUGAAGGGGAUCAUGGGAUGCUGGAUGGAUCGUCGCAAUACAGCGCGUCUGGAUCACAAGGACCGGGACGCAAGCGGAAGUGGCAGAUGGAGGGAACGGAGGACUUGGAGGACGAGAUGUUCUUGUUUAGUCUCCUGCCGUAUCUGAGGAGGCUGCCGUACGCGAAGAAGAGUGCGGUGAAAUUAAAGAUUCACCAGCUGUUGUAUGAGGCAGAGUUUAAGUGACGUUCAAUAGUUUUUAUUCAUAUUUUUCUAUCUUUUAUUGAUAUUGAAAUUCUAUCUAUUGCAUUUAUUUUUACGUUCGUAACAAACUGUAUCGACGCUGGUAGAUUGUGAUGUUUGUUUCAUCAAAGCUGAAAUGAUUGUUGAGUUUGCGACACAUAUUCCUCUUCUGUGAAGUUUGGUGUUUCUAUGGUUACUCUCUAGCGGACGAUCUAUAGAUGUAUAUUAAUGACAAAUGCCUUUGAAAGAAAAGAGCGCACUUAAUUGCACUAAAUGAAAAAUAAAUGCAUUGCAUGAACAGAGCUCGCAUGUUUUGGGGAUGCAAUUUCAUAUGGUCAGUUAAAAACAUUUUAUCAUAUUCACCUUCCAAAAUAUUCCCUUUUAUAUGUCCUCUUAUUAGUCAACAGGUAAUAUUCAGUCCAUUGUAUUUCAAGCUUUUACCUCCUGGCAGAGCAGGAAAAGCAGUCGAGUGCCGAUGCACAAUCUUCAUACGAGGUUGGAGUUUUAACCACCGAAAUUUUAGAGACGAAUUUGCAAAGCGAAAUAUAAUGGAUCGAAUAUUACCUACUGUAUUUAUUUUGUUUGUUUGUUUAGUUAACUGCAUUUUUUGGAACUGAAUUUUGGAAGGUCGAUACUUAUAAUUGAAUUUUGAAUCAAUGUUUUCAAUUGAAAUAAUCACAGCUUAAAUAUUCAACCGUAUGGAAUUGCACCGUUCAUGCAAUGCGUUUAUUUUUGACAUUUUUCUAGAAACAUUUGUCAUAAAUUCUUCCAUAACUAUCAAAACCGCCAUAUAGCGGAGGCAUGUUUCACAAGUGAUAACCAUUUUAAUGCAUGAACUUCGUUAGACUGUUCUCCACUACAUGAAAAUACUGGUGACUAGUGAUAUAUGUCAGCCAGAUCGAUUAAUCGAUGAUAUUUAGCCAUUUUAAGAUUAUUGGCAUUGACGACUAUCUUUGUCUUUUUGUAGACAUAGACCAAUAAUUCAUUUGACCGAUGUCGUAAUUAAUUGCUUAUUGUUUUCUAUCAGUUCUACUGAUAAAUGUCAUUUCAAAUCUCUGUUUGGAAACUUUCCACUUGCUCAAAAUAGACCGGCAACGACAGCAUUAUUGUUAAAAUUCAAAUAUUUAUAUUUGGGAUUUGUUUAAUUGUUGUGGUCGAAUGAUUAUUUAGUUAUUGUGUCAAAAAACUAAAAUAAAACGGUUAAAAAAAAAUCUGCUGCGUUUUGGUUAUCAGAUACUCGCGCAUUAAAAUAAACAACAUUUGAUUUGAUCAUAAAAAAUAAAAAAAAGAUUUACAUUUUUAUUAAUUGUUGUUCAAUCUUUAUAUAUUUAGUUUGUUCCAAAAAAACAUUUUUUUUUCUGUGUGAACGCAAGUACAUUUUGUAUUAAAUAAGUGUUCAUUUUAGCAAUAUUUGCUCUCAUGACACUGUACUAUGUAUGUAAUCUAUACAUUGGCAUUAUAUUUCACUUUGGCUGCUUUACCCAUCUGUUGAGAGCACUACUGGAAACACUUAUUUUCUCCCAAUCAAAUAAUAAAACAGCAUCUCUCUUGUAGUACAUUAGAAGCAACUGGUGCCACAUCUUUAUUAAAAUUGAGUGCUUUCACCAGUUAGUUGUUCCCUGUUUACAUAUUCCAUAAUGCUAAUAUAGUAUGCAUGUUAGUAUGCUUAUUUAAACCGAGCCGAUGCAUACAGUAAAUGUGCAUACUGUGCAGUGUAAACCAAUCGAGUAGUAUGCUAUUCUGAACAACAUGCUCAAAUAGCAUAAAAAUGAAUAAACGGUAAUGUAAUUGCUAUUCCAAACAAUUUGCUAAAAUAGUAUGAGAAUGAUGGUAGUAUGCCAUUUUGAACAUAGCCAAUGCAUAUAAACACUACAUACUUUGCAUUUACAUUUAUGCAUUU